This is a messenger RNA of Lathyrus sativus (Indian pea), 966 nucleotides long. The record is from the annotation of a GenBank genome assembly. NCBI's taxonomy places the organism in Eukaryota, Viridiplantae, Streptophyta, Magnoliopsida, Fabales, Fabaceae.
AUGGCAAAAACAAUUAAGCCACAUGAACCAAAGACACAUUCAUUUAAUCUCUUGAGUGGACAUAGCAUACCUGCUAUUGGAUUGGGCACAUGGAAAUCUGGUUCACAAGCUAGCAAUUCUGUCUUCACUGCCAUUGUUGAUGCUGGUUACAGACACAUUGACACUGCUGCUCAAUAUGGAGUUCAAGAAGAGGUUGGAAAUGCACUUCAAUCUGCCAUGCAAGCAGGAGUGGAAAGGAAGGAUCUAUUUAUAACCUCCAAGAUAUGGUGCACUGACUUGACACCUGAAAGGGUAAGACCUGCACUCAACAAUACUCUUAAAGAACUCCAACUUGACUACCUUGAUCUUUACUUGAUUCACUGGCCAUUUCGGUUGAAUGAUGGGGCUAGCAGGCCUCCUAAAGCAGGAGAUGUGUUGGAGUUUGACAUGGAAGGAGUGUGGAGAGAAAUGGAAAAGCUUGUUAAGGAAAAUCUUGUCAAAGACAUUGGAAUAUGCAACUUCACUCUUGCUAAACUUGACAAGUUACUCAGCAUUGCUCAAAUAAAGCCUUCUGUAUGCCAGAUGGAGAUGCAUCCUGGAUGGAGAAAUAAUAAGAUGCUUGAGGCUUGCAAGAAUAACAGCAUCCAUGUUACGGCCUAUUCGCCACUGGGAUCAUCAGAUGGUGGGAGAGAUUUGAUCCAUGAUCAAACUGUUGAUAGGAUAGCCAAGAAACUGAACAAGAGUCCAGGGCAGGUGUUGGUGAAAUGGGCAAUCCAAAGAGGAACAAGUGUCAUCCCUAAAUCAACUAACCCGAAUAGGAUCAAAGAGAAUGUGGUUGUUUUCAACUGGGAAGUUCCACCACAAGACUUCAAAAACCUUAGCAAUAUACCGGAUCAGAGGAGAGUUUUGGAUGGUGAAGACCUCUUUGUGAAUAAGAGUGAAGGGCCAUUGAAAAGUGUAGAAGAUGUUUGGGACCAUGAAGAUUAA